UUCCGCUGGCUCUGGAGUUGAUUCGCUCUAAGCAGUGGCUGUCAGUAUUGUUCCCAUUUUUCAGAUCUGAGGAACUGACAGCUUCCCCAAAGCCCCCCGGGUGCCCCCGAGACCAUCCCAAGUUCCCGGACACACUUUCCCUCGGGCGCUCUUUCGUUUAGCAGGCUUCUUACUUAAAUCCAAGCAAACACCAGAUAAAGGGCAUUCUAAAUAUAUUUCUUUGCUAUAGAUGUUGAUCUCCUGUUACUGGAAAACAGGAAUUAGCUUGUCUGCUUGAGGAUGUGGUUGGCGCUUUAUAAAAAGGUUGCAGAACAGAUCUGCGCAGAGUGCCAGCUCCAGGAUGCUGCCGAGCGCGUCCAGCAGGAGGAGGACCUUCGCGGCCAGAUAUUUCACCCGCUCCAAGAGCCUGGUGAUGGCAGAGCAGAGCCGGGGUGCCGGGCAGCCGCUGGGCCCCCGCAGGCCAGGCCCCGUGCUGAAGGCCGGCUGGCUGCGGAAGCAGCGAGGCAUCAUGAAGAACUGGCAGCCGCGCUGGUUCGUGCUGCGCGGGGAUCAGCUUCUCUACUACAAGGACAAAGAUGAGACCAAGCCCCAGGGACUGAUUUCUCUACAAGGGACCCAGGUGACUGAACUCCCUCCUGGCCCUGAGGACCCAGGGAAGCACCUCUUUGAGAUCAGCCCAGGUGGUGCCGGGGAGCGGGAGAAGGCGCCGGCUGGCCCCGAGGCGCUCCUGCUCAUGGCCAGCUCCCGGAGGGACAUGGAGGACUGGGUACAGGCCAUCCGCCGGGUCAUCUGGGCCCCGCGGGGCGGAGGUACUGCCCGUAGCUCGCGUGCCAACCCUGUAGAACCCUUGCGUGAAGGGAUCUUCGGGCAGCGGCUGGAGGACACGGUCUACCACGAGCGGAAGUACGGCCCCCGGCUGGCCCCGAUGCUCGUAGAGCAGUGCGUGGACUUCAUCCGGGAGCGAGGGCUCACGGAGGAGGGCCUCUUCCGGCUGCCCGGCCAGGCCGACCUGGUGCGGGGCCUGCAGGACUCCUUUGACUGCGGUGAGAAGCCGCUCUUCGACAGCACGACAGAUGUGCACACCGUGGCGUCCCUGUUAAAGCUGUACCUUCGGGAGCUGCCCGAGCCUGUGGUCCCCUUCGCCAGGUAUGAGGACUUCCUCAGCUGCGCCCAGCUGCUCACCAAAGAUGAAGGCGAGGGCACCCUGGAGCUGGCCAAGCAAGUGCACAACCUUCCCCAGGCCAACUACAACCUGCUCAAAUAUAUCUGCAAGUUUCUGGACGAAGUGCAGUCCCACUCGGAUGUCAACAAGAUGAGCGUGCAGAACCUGGCCACCGUGUUUGGACCUAACAUCCUGCGGCCGCAGGUGGAGGACCCGGUGACCAUCAUGGAAGGCACCUCCCUGGUCCAGCACCUGAUGACCGUCCUCAUCCGUAAACACAGCCAGCUCUUCACGGGGCCCACCCCUGAGGGCCCCCCCAUAUCGCUGCACAGGGGCUCACCGUGCACUGUGGGCUGGGGCUCUGAGGAGACCAACAAGGACAGCCAGGGCGAUCUUGGAGACCCCAGCCUGCUUACGCAUAGGACCUCGUCCCUGGAUGGGCCAUCCGCUGCGGCGCACUCUAGGACAUCAGCUGAGGCCCAGGACAGCCCCAGGAAGAGGGUGCAGACUCUCCCCAGCUGGAAGUCAUCCUUCCACCAUCGGGGACCUCGGUCAGCAAGCCCACAGGGGGCCGGUGUGUCCCUGGACGUGCCUGUGGCCUCCAGUGGUGGCAGCCGGGGUAACUGGCUCAUGAACGGGCUGUCAUCUCUGCGCGGCCACCACCGGGCCUCAUCAGAGGACUGGCUCAAGGACUCUGGCUCCACGCAGAGACUGUCCACCUACGACAAUGUGCCCCCGCCCAGCCUCUUUCCCAGCAUGGCCAGUGUGGCCAGCACCAUGUGGUCCCCUGCCUCAUCACCCCGUGACGCCUCCAUCAGCAGCUGCACGGCUUGCAGGGCCAGCAGCUCAUCGGCCAGCAGCUCCCUGCACACCGAGUGGGCUCUCGAGCCGUCCCUGCUCCUCAGUAGCAGCGGUGAGGACCACAGGUCCCCUGACCCGGCCUGUGACUUGGACGAGGCAGGGGUGGGUGACAGCAGCAGCCAGGAGCCCAGCACCCCCAACAGCCCUGUCCAGGACCCUGCACACCGCUGCCGGGCGCUCCAGAGCCUGGUGGCCGAGCUGAGGGCGGAACUGUGCCACCAGCGGACCGAGUACGAGGCGAGCCUGCGAAGCAUCGAAGAGGGCAGUGCAGAGCUGCGGGGACAGCUGUCUCGGCUGGAGGAGGAGCUGGACCAGGAGCGGAAGAAGCACUCCAUGCUGGAGAUCAAGCUGCGGAACUCGGAGCGGGCGCGGGAGGACGCCGAGCGCCGGAACCAGCUGCUGCAGAAGGAGAUGGAGGACUUCUUUUCCACACUGGGGAGCCUGACCGUCGGGAGCCCAGGCGCCAGAGUCCCCAAGUGAAAGGACCAGAGGGUGCACUAGCACAGAGACUGAUCCGCGCCCCCCCCCCCCUCCGUGGGACUUUGGGGACCCCCACACCCAGGCAGGAUCUGCUGCUGCUCCCUCCAAGACUGCUCAGGGUUGGGAUAGACGGCAACUAGAGCGGCUUUUAAUCUCCAAACCAGGCUCUGGGAGCAGCCCGCCCACAGUGCCCAGGGCCGCGAGCUGUGCCCAGGAGCCAUCCUGCUCUUCAUUAAAUGCGCGCUGACAGCA
Cavia porcellus (domestic guinea pig) is the source of this 2755-nucleotide messenger RNA. RefSeq names its product Rho GTPase activating protein 22 (gene Arhgap22). The coding region runs from base 341 to 2503 and encodes 720 amino acids. NCBI's taxonomy places the organism in Eukaryota, Metazoa, Chordata, Mammalia, Rodentia, Caviidae. The record is from RefSeq and is a predicted model, not a curated record. The transcript has 10 exons. Gene Ontology annotation, biological process: activation of GTPase activity; signal transduction. Gene Ontology annotation, molecular function: GTPase activator activity. Gene Ontology annotation, cellular component: focal adhesion.